This is a messenger RNA of Platichthys flesus (European flounder), 12633 nucleotides long. RefSeq names its product glutamate receptor, metabotropic 5b (gene grm5b). Gene Ontology annotation, cellular component: postsynaptic density membrane. Gene Ontology annotation, biological process: G protein-coupled glutamate receptor signaling pathway; regulation of synaptic transmission, glutamatergic; trans-synaptic signaling by endocannabinoid, modulating synaptic transmission. Gene Ontology annotation, molecular function: G protein-coupled receptor activity involved in regulation of postsynaptic membrane potential; adenylate cyclase inhibiting G protein-coupled glutamate receptor activity. Lineage: Eukaryota; Metazoa; Chordata; Actinopteri; Pleuronectiformes; Pleuronectidae. The record is from RefSeq and is a predicted model, not a curated record. Bases 223 to 3954 code for a protein of 1243 amino acids. The transcript is spliced from 18 exons.
CAGCCAUUGCAGUGAUGGUGCCACCUUGAAAGCCGAAGGAAGGAAAGAAUAGUGAAGAGGAAGGAAUAUAACAAUCAACCAUUUCCCAAAACUUCCUCUGUGCCUCGAGCUCCUGCCAUGGAGAGGAUAAGUGUUUGUCGGACACGUGAUUCCCUGUGACGGCUCUGCACGAUAAAACUGCUCUGGGAUCUGCUGCGCUUCUGUUAACCUUACGGGACCAAGAUGACCCUUUGGCUGCUGCUAGUUCUGUCCAUUUGGGUUGGACCCGAUCGAGCCGGCUCCGCCCAUUCCAAUGAACGGCGGGUUGUAGCGCACAUAUCUGGCGACAUCAUCAUCGGAGCCUUGUUCUCUGUCCAUCACCAGCCUCCUGCUGACAAGGUUCACGAGCGCAAGUGUGGUGCAGUGCGAGAGCAGUAUGGCAUCCAGAGGGUGGAGGCCAUGAUGCACACGCUGGACCGCAUCAACAGUGACCCGCACAUCCUUCCCAACAUCACCCUUGGCUGUGAGAUCCGAGACUCGUGUUGGCACUCGGCCGUGGCUCUGGAGCAGAGCAUCGAGUUCAUACGGGAUUCGCUUGUCUCCUCCGAUGAGGCGGAGGAGUGGGGACCGACAAUGAAGUGCGCUGACCCCUCUGCCACUCCGAUGCGGGGGAAGAAGCCUAUAGUGGGGCUGAUUGGACCGGGGUCGAGCUCAGUGGCCAUCCAGGUUCAGAACCUGCUACAGCUGUUCAACAUACCACAGAUUGCCUACUCCGCCACCAGUAUGGACCUCAGUGACAAGAGCCUUUAUAAGUACUUUAUGCGGGUGGUGCCUUCAGAUGCCCAGCAGGCAAGAGCCAUGGUGGACAUUGUCAAGAGAUACAACUGGAGCUACGUGUCUGCUAUUCACACUGAAGGCAACUACGGCGAAAGUGGGAUGGAAGCGUUCAAGGACAUGGCAGCCAAGGAGGGCAUCUGCAUCGCUCAUUCUGGCAAAAUCUGGAGCAACGCUGGACAGCAGAGCUUCGACCGGCUGCUGGAGAGACUGAGGGCCCACCUGCCCAAGGCCAGGGUGGUGGCUUGUUUCUGUGAAGGCAUGACCGUCCGCAACAUCCUCAUGGCCAUGAGACGCCAGGGACUGGUGGGAGAGUUCCUGCUCAUCGGCAGUGAUGGAUGGGCGGACAGGUACGACGUGACGGACGGUUUUGUUAGGGAGGCGGCCGGCGGUAUUACCAUCAAGCUCCAGUCGGCCGACGUGAAGUGGUUUGACGAGUACUACCUUAAACUUCGGCCUGAGAACAACAUCCGGAACCCCUGGUUUCCAGAGUUCUGGCAGCAUCGCUUUCACUGUCGGAUUAAAGGCCACCCGCAGGAGAGCAGCAAGUACAACCGCACCUGCAGCAAGCGAGAGUCGCUUCGGCAGCAGUACGCACAGGACACCAAGAUGGGGUUCGUCAUCAACGCCAUCUACUCAAUGGCAUAUGGCCUGCAUAAUAUGCAGCGGGCUCUCUGCCCAGGUUAUCAGGGCCUAUGUGAUGCCAUGCGACCUAUAGAUGGUGCCACACUGCUGGACUUCCUGAUGAAAACUAACUUCACCGGAGUGUCGGGGGAGGGAAUCCUAUUCGAUGCGAAUGGAGACUCGCCCGGCAGGUAUGAGAUAAUGAACUUUAAAAAGAUGGGGAAGGACUACUACGACUACAUUAAUGUUGGCAGCUGGGACAACCGCGGCUUGAAGAUAGACCAUGAUGAAAUCUGGCCCAACAAAGAGGCCAUCAUCAAGUCAGUCUGCAGUGAACCCUGUGAUAAAGCACAGAUUAAGGUGAUCCGUAAAGGGGAGGUGAGCUGCUGCUGGACGUGCACUCCCUGCAAAGAAAACGAGUUUGUGUUCGACGAGUACACCUGUCGAGCCUGUGAGCUGGGCUCGUGGCCCACCUUUGACCUCACAGGCUGUGACCCGAUCCCAGUUGAGUACCUGCGGUGGGGAGACCCUGAGCCAAUAGCUGCUUUGGUCUUCGCCUGCCUCGGUCUAAUGUUCACAUUCUUUGUCACUGCCGUCUUCAUCAGAUUUCGGGACACCCCGGUGGUGAAAUCUUCCAGUCGGGAGCUGUGUUACAUAAUACUGGCAGGGAUCUGCAUGGGUUACCUGUGCACCUUCUGCCUCAUAGCGAAACCCCACAUUAUCCACUGCUACCUCCAACGACUGGGAAUCGGCCUGUCACCUGCCAUGAGCUACUCUGCACUCGUCACAAAGACAAACCGCAUCGCCCGGAUCCUGGCCGGCAGCAAGAAAAAGAUCUGCACCAAGAAACCUCGCUUCAUGUCGGCCUGCGCGCAGCUCAUCAUUGCCUUCCUCCUCAUCCUGCUGCAGCUGGGCAUCAUCGUGGCCCUCUUCCUCAUGGAGCCACCUGAGGUGAUUCAUGACUACCCCAGCAUCCACCAGGUCAACCUCAUUUGCAACACCACCAACAUAGGUGUGGUGACGCCGCUGGGAUACAAUGGCCUGCUCAUCCUCAGCUGCACCUUCUAUGCCUUCAAGACCCGCAACGUCCCGGCUAAUUUCAAUGAGGCGAAGUACAUUGCCUUCACCAUGUACACCACCUGCAUCAUCUGGCUGGCCUUUGUACCCAUCUACUUUGGGUCCAACUACAAAAUUAUCACCAUGUGCUUCAGUGUCAGCCUCAGUGCCACUGUGGCUCUGUGCUGCAUGUUUGUACCCAAGGUGUACAUCAUUUUGGCCAAACCGGAGCGUAACGUGCGCAGUGCCUUCACCACAAGCACCGUGGUGCGCAUGCACGUGGGUGAUGGCAAAUCUUCCUCGGCUGCCAGCCGUUCAUCGAGUCUGGUUAACCUGUGGAAGCGCAGGGGCUCCACUGGAGAGACACUCAGCUCCAACGGUAAAUCAGUCUCCUGGGCGCAGACGGAGCGCAGCGGCUCGCGUGGCAACCACCUGUGGCAGCGGCUGUCCUUCCACAUCAAGAGGAAGGAGAACAACCAGACCGCCGUCAUCAAGCCCUUCUCCAAAACCUCUGAGGAACGCUACUGUGGAAGGGGCGACCUUCCCCCGCACGUUCCCCUGCCCUCCCUCCCCUCCAUGUCCUCCAUGUCCUCCCAUCACGACAUCGGACCGGACAAGACCCUGUACGAGCUGUCGGAAGCAGAGGAGCGCUAUUCCAUCACGUACCGGCCGCAGACGCCCUCGCCGAUCAGCACGGUCAGCCAGAGAUUAGGGCCGGGUUUAGGGGAGGAGCCUCAGAUGUCUGGUGUUCCAGCGUACCCGGGCAGCGUCUGCAGCGGGGGCAGCGGCAGCAGUUGCGGUCCCAUCAGCAGCUGCUCUGUCGUCACUGGGAGUGAUGGCCGUUUGAUCAUCGUGGACGAUCACCCGGGGGUGGCCCAGAGCUCGCUGAUGGAUCAGAUCAGCUGCGUAGUAAACCGCUUCACCGCCAACAUCACCGAGCUCAACAGCAUGAUGCUCUGCCCCUCUCCCACUCACUCACACACAAACAAGCACACUCCCCCUUCCCCCCAGCCCACCGACCCCUAUCUGUUACCCCGUGAAAUGCACGCGGCCCCGACCCUCACCACCUAUGCUGAUGUCCAGCCCCUCCCACCUGUCGAGUCCAGCCAGGGGGGCCGGGGUGGCUGCCUCGUUCACCCUAUGCCUCAUUCACCUUACCCACUACCGCCUCCUCACCCCCAGGCCUCCCCCUCGCUCUCCCCUAUGCGCGGCGGCCUGGUUAGCUGCCUGAGCGGCUCCCCUCUUAGGAGGGCGGAGCUGGAGGAGGAGCUCUUUGCGUUGACUCCUCCUUCGCCCUUCCGUGACUCUCUGGCGUCAAGCAGCAGCCACAGCAGCUCGCGUGGCUCUGAGGCAGACCUCUGUCUCCCACCAGUCCCCUCCCAUCCUCCCCCCUCUCCCCCUUCGCCCAGAUUUAGCAGACUGACGCUCAGAAACUACAGCCAGAGUUCCUCCUCACUGUGAGGCAGAGGUGACAAGUUGAGAAAAUGCAUCAGUGAAGAGGAGCGCCCUAAAAACAACGGGUCACGCGGAAGACGAAGAGAUUGAAAUCCAUUUUUCUCCCUACGCGAAAGUCAGAAACCUGACGUGAAGGAGUCAUGGAGGGCUGGUUGGUGAACGCACCAAGCUGUGUUUGUGUUUACAUGUUCGCAGCGAGAUGCAAGCAUAAGAAGCUUUUCCCGCGUCGUGUUUUCUUAGUGCUGUCUCUGACAAGUCGGACGCAAAGAACUGCAAAAGCAACCACGGUAACGUUGCAGUGGUUCGGUGUCUAUAGAGCCACUAAUCAUUCUAGAAAGGUCUAGAGCUACGGAUCAUUUAGGUUUGGGUAGUGGCCUUAAGGUAACAUGGCUAUACACUAAUUAGAAACUGUGAAUAUGUGUGUGUGUGUGUGUGUGUGUGUUUGUUUCUGUGUGUGCAUUGGUAUGUUGUGGCUGUAUCUUACUUAAUGAGAGUUAAUGGCAACAUGACAGUAUUGAUGAGGUCAUAUUCCAAAAACCUGUAUGGCCUAAAAAGAGGCAAUCAUGGCACAUACAAAUCUGCUUGUACACACACACACACACACACACACAAACACAAACACACACGCACACACACACACACACACGCGCACACACACACACACACACACACACACACACACACACACAGACACACUGUAAGGGAAUCACUUUGUAAAUAAAUGACAGGUUGUGGAUUUGUCUUUUGAAGAUAAAAUCCAAGAUGCUUCUGACAAAAGUGCAUUGUGUUAACGUACCGGUCUGUAUGUUACUCUGAAGAACUUUUAUUCAGCCGUUCCCUCCUCAUCGUUUUCUUUUCCUCAGCCCCUCGUUCUCUCGCUGCUCUCUUUCAUUUCCUCCCUGCCACGGUUUCAGUUUUUUCUACUCUUUCAAGUGUGUGUUCUCUUCAGAAGUUUGAAUGUAUAUUUUCUACAUGACUCCUGAAGCAGUCGGGACCAAACCUUUUGUACCUCUCUAAUCUGUCUGUGACUUGAGAACGAGGGAGACGAGGGAUCAACGACCUGGCCUCGUUUUUUAAAUAUAUAAACAGCCUCGUCAUUAGAUUUUGUUUCAGGUAGAUUAUUGGAUGAAAUCUGACCUCAAAGCUUAUUGUUAGAGUGUGACAUUUAACAGAGAGUUACGUAAGACUUAGCUGGAUCACAGUCGUGACAUUUUCUCUUGUCUGUCAGCGGGGCACAAGCGUCGCUCGGUUUCAUCAAAGGUGUCCGUUUGAAUGGAAUUAAUUGGAAUCACAUUCGUCUCUAAUGUUAGCCGGUGCAUAUUGAUAGAUUCACGCUGGGAGAGAGAGAGAGCCUCCUCGUCUGUCUCAGCCUUGACCAAGGUCCUCUGCCUCACAGGUGCUAUGAGCCGUUUAAAGGUCGCCACUCUUUUCACACAAGGAGGGGCUGAACAUCAGAAGAAGAUCGCAAAUCAAAAUGGAGCAUUGACCCUUCAUAACUGUGAAGCUGCUUUCAGACAUGCACUGAAAUCCACACAUUGUCCUCAAAGUUAGUAGAGGACCCUGAGCGCUUUUUCGUCAUGUUCUGCCUCCUGCAUGAUCCACUAUGGUACCACUCCUCGCCUGAAUCCUGAAAACAUUUCCCGUGGUUUAGAAAGCGUCUGAUCUGGGUAAUCUCCAGUUGUGUUCUUCAUAUGUGAAAGGCAAACUCCUUUUUACCUUUCCAGAGUUCAUGUCUGAAAACGGCUUUAGUCUCACGAAGCCAACCUGGUAGCAGAGACCGAUUGACAUCCAGUUAGAAGCCUGUCAAAAUGGAAUCAUGGACAGGAACAUUAUACCCACUUGUCAAACUGGAUGAACUUAAAGGAAUAAUUCCCAGUUAAAACCUGCGUUCUUGCCGAGAGCGAGAUGAGACGUCUGCAGCUCUUAUAUCAGUCAGGAGAAUAUAUCUGGUGUCCGGUCUGGUGGCAUGUUAUGUAGUGAGCUGUAGAGGAGCUGUUCGGCAGAUUGGACCGUGCCAGGCUCAUUUUGUCUCCAGUGUUUAUGCCAAGCUAACUGGCCACUUGUGUAUUGCCAAAUAUAUAACUAUUGCUCAUCCUAAUCCAAUACUUCCUGGAUUAGGAGAAAUGGUGUAAAUCAAUGUAAUCCAGAUGGUACCUGCAUUUUUCUAAAGGAGACAUGGUUUGGUACAUAUGGAGAGAAUAACUGUUGAUUAUUAGAUUAAAAGUCGAAAUUCAGUUGCUCAAAUUCAAUGUCUGUGUAGAUCAGUGGUUCCCAAACUAGGGGUAGGGACCCCCAAUUGGGCCACGAGACACUGAGGCUACAUCGACAGCGUUUUAGUUUUAGUUUGAAAACAGCCUUUUCGAUCCGUAUCAGUUUUAAUCGGCAUCCACUCUAACAAGCCUGCACGCAAAUAUCACGUGACCACUCGCAUACACUAGGAAUGCCUGUGCCAGUGUGCCCAGCCAGGCAUGCAUACACUGGAAUUUUCACAGAUUGCUUGAAUAAUAGCUUGGUUCCUACAUAGUUGUAUCAUUGUAAAAUGCAGGAUUUAACUGCACAGCAAUUGUCAGCAAAGACAACACAGUCAGCAACGCUUGUAAUUCAUUAUCUAUGUUGCGUUCUACGCUGGUAGCAGAGGAAAAAAAUACAGAUAUGCAUGUUACAGAUUUGUUCUUCUUCUGCUAACUAGCUCAAAUACACAUCCUUUGUAUCCUUCAUCCAACUCCAGACAUAACAGGGGGUGCAGGUCUCUGGCACCUUGAUUUUGCAGGGCACAGGCUGAAAAGUUUGGGAACCGAUGGUGUAAACAGACCUGAACUUGAAAACACUAAAGAGCCUCCAACUGACUACUCGACUAUUGAAGCUUUAGGUACAAACAUAUGCCUUUGAAUGAAAUAUUGUACUUAUAUGUGCCAACACUUGAACAGCAUUUGAGAGUACUCAGAGCAGUGCUGGGAUAUAAAAUGUGCCGAUGAAUGCAUUCACUAAGAUGCUUUGAGAAAUGGGACCUUGGCAUCUAGUCACAGAGGAAAACACUCAGCAAAGUACAGUCGAAAACAAACCAAACCAGAAAUCUAAAGUUAGAAAGUUGUGAUACACAACACCAACUUUUUAGACAUUUUUACUCGAGGAGUAUUACCUGCAACAAAGACAUGGAUUGGUAAAUGGAACUCAAUCAAAGCUAAUGGGACUGUUGCUGUCACAAUGACAAAAUGUUGCCUGUGUGUUAUUGUCCAUUUUUGGUCCAUUUUCAGUGUUGUAUUUCUGCUCUACAGUAGCCAGUUAGAACAAACUCAGACAAAGUGAUUCUGUAAAUAAUAAGGGCAUGCGAAGACAGUUCUGUUUUGUUUCUGAUGAAAGUACAUUUAUUUACAGGCGAAAAAAAAGGACAAAAAAAUAUGUUUUUGAACUGUGUUAUAACAUACAGUACCGAUAUGUGUUACGACUACAAAAACUGUGUUACCACUCUGAAUGUGUGAGUGACCAUUCCUAUUCAAAUGUCUUGUAAUUCAACGAUAUAAUAAUAAUUGAUAUGAAUAUGAUUCAUUGUGCCAAAGGGGUAAGAGAAGGUCUAGUUUACUAGCUUGUGGGUAAAUACAUGGUUUCAUAAAAAAAAGACGAAAAAUGUAAAUGUGAAACUGUUUCUAUCGUUUUUGGAUAUUUUCAUAUAAUUAUUCCACAUUUUCCAGUGUUAAAGCAAUAUUAUCCUUAUAUGUAGAAGGUGCACAUCGGAGGGGUCGCUCAAAUUAUUAGCAACGUCGUUCCUUAUUAUACUGUAAUCACUGGUGGGCAACAAAAAGAAGGAUAUGGGUAGAUGAGAAUUUUUUUUUCUAAAUCUAUAUUUAAAAGAAGACAUUUAUUAUCUUCGCAUUGCCACGAAGGUGUGAUUCCAUAUUAUUGCAGUUGUCUCAUUUGUUGUUCAACAUUUUCCACCUUUUGAUUCUCUGAUCUAAACAGUCCGAUCUUCUGAAGGCAGGGAAGAUAGUAAGAGAUGAUUUGUGUGCCAUUAAUUGUUUAUAUUUUGCUUUUUUUGUAAAGAAUUGUACUGCCCAACUAUAUUUUGUUGGUCUCUGGACCCUAAAGUAAAGAUUAUGAACUUGGAACUUGUGGAUAAUUGCACAAUCACCAUCUUGGAUAAAUGUACAGAGACUUUAUAUGAUCUGCAAGCAUAUCUUAAAAGUUUUGUUUGUGUCAAUACCUCUACAUCUUUUCAUUUAAAUCUGGGCGGGGACCAGUUGUCAAGAACACAAACCAGUGUUGAUGUGGAGACAUUUCCGAGGAGGGGCCGGUUUAUGUGCUGCUGUCACUGAUAUUGUUUCUAACGUGCCGGGAGCUUGCUUUGCUGUUUGUUUUCAGACCCUUGGGUGAGAGCCUCGACAGUUGUGUGCUGCCUCUGCAGAAAAAGACGGGAUCAGCGUUUGACAUCAAAUUGCGAUCUUAUUUUUUAUAAGUGCUCAGUUCUGGGACCAUCGCAAAUUAAUAUAACACACCAUUAACAGAAUAUAAUCAUUAGAGAACAUAGUCAUUAACAGGUGGUUAGAAUGAUUGAAGGAAAAUUGUCAAAAAUUGUCAAAUUAUUACAUUAGAGAACCGUAAAAAAUAUUUACAUCAAAGAUAAUGCAGGUAUUAUUUACAUCUGUCAUCCUUAAUGUGUAAUUGUCCUUGCUUGGAAAUGAUAAUUUUUAUAAAGCAUGGCUCCACAUUUCCGCCCUACCUCAAGGAUCACAGAGAGGUACCACUCGUAGGAAUCGGGGGUGAUCUCUGCUCCUCUUCAUACUCCAGCCACAACAUGAUGACGAUUAUGAUUAUUAUGAUGAUGAGUAAAAUCGUAUGUUCGCCAGGAAGAUGAUCUCCAGAUGAUGUCCACCCAAAACACUGUCGGCUCCCUUAGCUCUGUAAAUGCACUCUAAAGAAUUGGAUUGAUAAUCCCUGUGCUGGAAAAAUACUUUUAAUCCAGACUUGUUUAUCUGCUGAUCGCAGGAGCCCAAGGUCAUUUAUUUUAAACCUUCUGAAUGAGAAUAUGAAUACUUUAGACUUUAACCGGUCACUGCAAUGGUGGUGUGUCGGUCUCCUGUGCAACUGUUCUCCUGAUGUAAACACACCAGCAGCCACCUUGCUGCGAUGAUCUGGAGGAAAGCAUCACUGUCUACUCCCUCCCCCUAAUAUCUGUGCUGAGGCUGAGGAAUCUCUGUAGACGGUUAGAUGGAUCAACAGAUUUUAAUAUGUAGUGAGACAGAGCCACUGCCACACCUGAUUAUAUUUUUCAUUGAACACAAAACACAGAGCUUUGUUUACUGUGUAAACACCACUUUGACAAAUGGUCGUGUAUAUGCUGUCAGGGCAGAAAGCAAAAGGUCUCUUGUGACUGCCUGCGCUAAGAGUCUAAUUAUUAUAAGAGUAAAUCAUGAUGAAAAAACCUCUGAGUGUCAUUUGGCAGACUUAGCAGUUUCAUACCUUUUUAAACAAGGUAUAUGAAAUAAGUGAAUUAAAAGAUGUUUAGAUGAGAGGUAAGAAUUUAUAUUUUUAAUUACACCUAGAGAGGUUGAGUAGGUCAAGGCCAACAAGCUUUCUUCCCUCUUCCUGUCAACCAGGGAAUCCAUUCACACUCAUGUCUGUUCUGGUCUGUCGUCUUUUUCUUCCACACAAAUCAGAAAGGAAAGAAUGUCGGUAUCGAUAAAAUCCUGAACAUGCCCGUCUCUAGAGCUGAAUUCAUAGUCUUCGCCUCCGUCACUCUGCUGAGGUCAACCCCCUCGGAGUAAAUUAUAUUAUUUAAGAUUUAGGCCGAUUUAUGUAAACCAGUAUACGUAUCAAUCGAUUGAUCAUUUCACUGUAUUGAGAGUGGCUUAUGGUCAUUUCCAAAUCAACCGAUUGUUCUGACUUUAUUUAGUAAAAAUCUACUUUCAGGAGAUGCUAAGGGGCAUUUAGACUUUAAAUGGCGGCGCCCUCCUAUCACAAGAUACAGCACAUAUCACUGUCCCUGAGAAUUAAACUUGACGACGCAGGGGGUGACGACUAGAUGUCUUAAAAGUCAUCAACAGUAUUUUUGUAGGUUUCGUCCAAAGCUUCUGAUUUGAAUGUUGUGUUUUUUCUAUAACCGAGUAAAGGGCAUGUGUGUUUUUAAUAUGUGGCGGUUUCCUAAGCCAAUAGAGUAAAACAACAGGUUUUAGGUCGGUAUAGGUCGUAUGGUGCAGAGGAGAUUGUGUUGUGUGAUAAGAAGUUAUAGAUUCUGUAUUAUAUUGAUCAUAAGUAAGAGAGGAGAUUGUAUAAUUAUAUAUUUGCCGUCAGGCCUAAUGGGGCAGUUGAUUCACUUAUUAACUUAUAAUUAAGCAGGUGAAUGUGGGAUGUUUCUGUUUUACAAAAAGAUCGGGCAGGCUGGAGAAUGUUCAGUAUUGUGUAUUGAUGGUUUGUGAAAUAUAUCGAGAUGAACGUGUUUCAUUUAGUGAGAGAAUGAAACCAAACUGAGCUGUGAUAUUACACUACAUGACACACAGUUAUCCCUGCAGGGGACCAUGGAUCUCUAAGAAACCAAUCUUGUUUGUAUUUACAUAUUCCUCAUAUGUACAUCAUCCUGUUUGAAUCAGAGCCGUGGCCACAAACAUUAUUAAUACCCCUGCUUUAAAUUCAGAUGAGGUUCUCUCAGUAGAGUUUUUGACAGUAGAGCGAUAGAGAUAUGAAUAAUGCCGUCGAUUGAGGUCUACAUCCUCACAGCUCACUUGAGAUAAUUCAGACGAUCGCGUUUUAUAACAAGAUUCCGUUGUUGUGAAAUUUAACAAGCUCGUAAACAAAUGUGGCGUUUGUUUCACCCAUUUUCAACGAAGGCAGCUCAUCUGCAUAUAAAUGAAGGCCCUGUGCUGUGCUCUUAUCUCUUUACAAACCCAGACCAAUCAAAAGUUUCAUUCAGCUCAGCUCAUUAAAGCAGAUACUUUGGGCUUCGUGAUAAAAUGGAAAAUGAUGAAGAGUUUGCAUAAACAUAAUUAGGGUGUAGAAUGUGAUAUAUAAAUAUGUAUUUCUCUUUAAUCGUUUAGAUGUAUUUAUAUAGCGCAGGCAGGAAAUGACCAUUACUCAAAUUAAAAUGUAUGAAUCAUUUAUUUAGGCUUAUCGACCGCAGAGUAUCCCCGGUUAUCCUCCAGCUGUGCUUUAUCAGUGUGUUCUUAGCACAAGCUCCUCCACUCAGUGCCAACUUUCUGUUAUUAUAUUUAUUUAUUUCAGAUGCUGCUGCAUUUAUUUUUUUAGUGGGGUUGGAUAAACACAACAAAGAAGAUUCAGCUAUAGGAUCCUCUGUGGUGAAAAAUGUAAAUUAUAUAUGUAUAUUUUCAUAAGCUGUCUAACAGUGCCAUAUAAAUAUGAUGAAGAUUACUUAAAUAUAUCGUUUUCUUAAGGACGCUUUGUAGUGUUUAUCCACCCUGAAUUAUUUUGUAAUAAACCGGACUUUUUCUUUUCAUUUUUUAAGCCUUUGCUGUUUUGUUUUCCUGACGUUCAGAACCGUAGAAUGUUAUUUGAUGCUACAUAUUAGUGUGAUAAUGGAAGGUGAUUUUAUAUUUGGAUAUUUGAUUGUCUACUAAAUAUUUUUACUCAGCUUUGUACAGUGUGAAAUGUGAGAAUAUAUGGUUGUCGCUGUUUGGAAAAUCUAAUGUUUUUAAGUGACUUUUAGCUGCGGGUGGGAGGUUGUAGAUGUCUCAUUCAGGCAGAUUUUCGACCACCAACUACUAUCAAAUAAGCUUGAGGCCAGCCUUGGUGAUUAGAAACUAAAAAAGGUUUGAUAUAAUGUAAUUGCUUUCCAAUUGUGCUGGGAUCCAAAUUGUUUGUGGCCGACACCGGGGAUAUUGCUCAAAGGCCUUUCAGAGGCUCCCAACAAACCUGGCAGUGAGAGCGAGAGCAAAUUUUGGCCAAACAGAGUUCUUCUCAUCUCCCAAUUAAUGAAUCUUCAUCUCCUCGCUCCAAAUAGGCCCAGGGUGAUGCCCACAAAGGGCACUUCUCUGGCCGAUCAGGAACUGUAAGCUGAAAGUAAUAAGAUGCUCCCUGUGCUUUUCACAUAACAAGUGUUUUUUUCUUAGUCAUGGACAGGUGGACGUGCUUGGCAGUAGGACUGGCAAAAAGAAAAUGCAAAAAUGUAGAUUCAAAUAGUUUGUGUUCUGUCAUCGUGUGCCUCCAAUUCCUCCUGCGCUGCAUCUCAGACUUUUUUUCCCCCCAUUGUGGCUUAAGUGGCAGGAAGUGAUAAACUAAUACGAGCCACUCUGCAGAAAGUGGAGGUGCAUUAAUAAGAUCUGCGAAGAACCGCAAGCUUCCGGAAACUUGUGCAAAUAGGAAAAAACAGUGAGCACUACUUAACGUUCGACAGGCAUGAGAUGGCUCUUGUGUUGUAAGUGCGUACUUGGUAAGGGAAACGCAUGAGUUCAAUCCUUUGCUGAGCACUCCUCUCUGCAGAAACCCAACACCACUAAGAAAGAGGUAGGUCAGAUGACUAAAAAUGGAAAAUGAACAGUCACAAGGUUUUCAUCAGCUCUAAACUUACAGCUCUUCACCAUGACACGGUUCUCUUCAUGUUUUCUUUCUCACUGGGAUGUUUCAAGGAGCCUCUGGUCAUUGUGACCACCAGACAGCAGGGCUGUGGGGGGAAACAUGUGUUUUUCCAUUGAUACAUCAUUGUGUAAGUGUACUACAAAGUACAUUUCAAUCAUUGUUGAA